UUUUUACAUUUUUACGGUAACACGUGCGCGCUCGCCCAAACACGCUGACGUUACACACUUUUUAUCGCAUAAAGUCCCGCUUCCGCUGGGAAACACACGUCGGCAAAGAGUCUCCAGCGCUCCUGGAAAUGUCCGCCUGCCAGUCGUGGAGGUUAACGCGCUACGGCCGCUUCGUGCCGGGCUCCACGGGGGAGCAGCCAUGGAAGAUAUUUGAGGCAAAAGACAAUAAACCAGGCAUUUUCCUCACAAUUGUGGGAUCUGGAUACUUGCUGGUAUUGCAAGGACAGGAGUCUCUGGACACAAUCCCUUUGUUUGGCGAAUCCCAUUUUCUCAAAGUGCAACAGAAAUCUGACAACCUGAUGUUUCGAUUUACUUUACAGGGGGAGAGCCGCAUGUCGAGGAUGCAGUUUGGCGGAAGGUGCCGCGCGGAGGCAAUCAAGGAAUGCUCGAGUGCUCUGGAGAAACUGCAGGAGUACACGUCCGUCAGCACUCACGAUGACACCCCAUCGCCCGCUAAGCCGCCGCCCCCCGCUGAGGCCUCUGCACCAGUGAUACAGACCGGUCGGGGAAAGGCUGUGGAGGUGGACGCUGAGGGAUCAUUGUCCAUCAGGAGUCUUACCCAGCGUUUGUUGGACCGUCCACAGCACAUCUUGGGAGAGACUGUCGUGUCUCUACCUCGAGUGUAUCACCAAGGUUCGUUGGUCCAAGUCGACUUUGAGCCCAUCCUGCGUGUUUGUCUGCUGGAUCCCAGCUUUCCUGCGUUUGUGGAGGAGAUGGAAGGGGAGCUAGAGAAACUGCUUGAAGAGUGAAGAAUCUCAACGUACGCUGGAAGCCGAAAGGUCAACACAGCGCCAUGUGGUUUCGGUUUGGUUUGUGUAGGCAGCGUCUUGUGGCGUUUGAAUGUUUCUUGCUGUGCUGCCGAUGCUGUUGAUAUUUUUUACAUUGCUUGUUACUGUAUGUGGCCUGAAGGCGACGCUUUGAAAUGGAGGCGGUGAAAAGAAGAACUUACAAUACAAUAAAUAUCUGGAUUCAAUUUAACAUUUUUUAUUCAGAAAAAAAAAUAUUGGUCUCAACCAUA
Messenger RNA from Gasterosteus aculeatus aculeatus (three-spined stickleback), 1078 nucleotides. NCBI's taxonomy places the organism in Eukaryota, Metazoa, Chordata, Actinopteri, Perciformes, Gasterosteidae. The record is from RefSeq and is a predicted model, not a curated record.